UUUUCUUAUUUUUUCUAAACAUUAUUUUGGUAUCUCUUUAUAAAUAGAGUGGGUACAACCGACAAAAUGCCACCGAAAAAGGAGGAAAAUCCCGAGGAACAGAUGCGCAAAAAGUUUCGCGCUAAAUGUCAGUUUCGCGCGCUCGGGCGACUCGUUCUCGUUAACCGGUACUGGCUCAUAGAGGGCGUUGACGAGUACAAGGGCGUGGACGACGUGAAGCGGCGGGUGACGCAAGUUAUCAGGACAAAGCAACUGAAGAAGCGGUUGUUAGAUAUACAGGACAAAGCCUUGCUGAAUAAGCCUGCGGCAGAACGUACGUACCAGGAACAGCAAUAUCUCUACCGGAAAUUAGGUGAUUUGAAGUGCUUCAAACGAUAUCCCAAGAAUGUGAGAAGAAAGCUGGCAGCGGCGACAUACUUCAAGUACUACGGUCCGAACCGCGUGAUCGUACGUCAGCACCACGAGGCCCACGCCAUGUACUUCAUAGUGAACGGAGACGUGACCGUGAGCCAGCUGUUCUACGACGACCUGCUGCAGCAGUACGUGUCCGUGGACGUUGACACCAUGACCACCGGAGACAUGUUCGGAGAUGUCUCGUUGCUGCACAACACGCCGAGAACUUCUACUGUCACUACUAACGGUCACUGCGAGUUGCUGGCAUUGAUGAAGGAAGACUUCAAGUACACGCUGCAGGCGCUCGUGCAGAAGCAAUGGGACGAGGUGCGGCGCGCCAUGUCCGCGUUCACUUACUUCGACGGGCUCGACGAGAUGACGAGACGCGAAGGUUGUAUAACAGCCAAAAUGAAGUCGUAUGCGCCGAACGAGACGCUGCUCGGCGACGGCGAGGGUGUGGCCAACUUCGUGUACUUCGUACUGUCCGGGCGCUGCCAGAUGAUCGAGUCGCUGCAAGUUAGCAUCACUACGCACCUCGGCCGCAACCAUUAUACGUUGUACGAUCCCUAUAGACGUGACGAUCGAGAGAGUGACACCAAGCUAGGUUGGAGCCAAACUGUCACAGAAGGUGGUGAUGAAGGCCCGGCCAUCUCGAAUAUGGUAUUGAAGCCGCCUAGCGAUAUUUUGCCCCGAGGUUCUGUAAGGUUAAGUGAUUCAAUCCCGGUUUCCGAAGCGCCACAGAAGCCAAAGGCCGCUCCAGUUAAUUUGCGAACGUAUUUCAUGCAGGUGGUUAUGUUCAACCCUGGGUCCACGUUCGGUUUCGGCGAGAACAUGCGCGACCGGCGCAUCGUCGCGCUCACGCCCGUAGACUGCAUGCUGCUGCCCAAGGUCUGGCUGCUGCAGCGGAACACUGCCAACAUCUGGACACGGAUACAGCACUAUCUCGAGAAGAAGAUCCCGACAAAGAAGCAACUAUUCAAAGAGUUCGUGUCGGCGCGCCGCUGGCAGGAGUUCCGCGACCAAGUGGUAUCGGACGUGGUGGCGCGCUCCAAUGCUGUCAACUUCACCACUGUGCACGACGUGCCUUACUCGAUACGAAUAGAGGAGAUGCUCGAUAUUUAGAG
This is a messenger RNA of Cydia strobilella, 1517 nucleotides long. RefSeq lists its product as uncharacterized. The transcript has 10 exons. Bases 67 to 1515 code for a protein of 482 amino acids. The record is from RefSeq and is a predicted model, not a curated record. NCBI's taxonomy places the organism in Eukaryota, Metazoa, Arthropoda, Insecta, Lepidoptera, Tortricidae.